AGCCACUGAUUCCACUAGAGGGAGCGAGCUUGCAGAGGUACCGUAUAGUUGUUCGCGAACUUUCGGUUCACAUUUGCUAGAGUUUUCUGUUUUCGCAAGUUGUUGGUCAUUUCUGCACCCAUCUGAGUCGACUCCAGCACUAGGGGCAUUCGUUAGGAGCAGCAACAACAUAAAAAGGCCAGCAUGCUGGUGGUUUGGAGGUGCUGCCUUUCACCGGCAGCUGUGAGGGCAUCUGCGAAGACUUUCGCAGCAGGGCCAGCAUCUUCACGAUGGCCUACGAUGACCCAGAAGACUCUGAACAUGUCAACACGAUCUCGGCCGGCCCGCUUUCAGGCUGCCACAGCCAAGAGGCGCACACUACGCGAGAUAGUCAUGGCCCCCGCUGGUGAUACAGCAUUCAGCGUGGGGAAGGGUGUUCUGGCAGGAGCAUCGGCCUUUGGGCUGGGAGCCCUCUGCUACUAUGGGCUCGGCAUGUCGAGUGAAGCAGGAGCCUUUGAAAGAUCCAUGGUAUGGCCAGAGUAUGUGCGGCAGAGGGUGCGCGAUACCUACACCUACUUUGGAGGAAGCAUUGUCAUCACAGCAGCUUCUGCAUUGGCUGUGAGCCGGAACGCUGCCAUGAUGAACCUGAUGAUGCGCAGCUCGUGGCUGGCCAUAGGGGCAAGCUUUGCAGCCAUGAUUGGCACAGGCAUGGUGGCCCGCUCGCUGCCCUACAGAGAAGGACUGGGGGCAAAACAGGCUGCCUGGGCCUUGCACUGUGGCGUCAUGGGUGCCCUCGUGGCCCCCCUCUGCCUCUUGGGCGGGCCUAUAAUGAUGAGAGCCGCAUGUUACACUGCUGGCGUGGUGUCAGGCCUGUCCACGGUGGCUGCCUGUGCCCCGAGUGAGAAAUUCCUCAACAUGGGUGGGCCCCUUGCCAUCGGACUGGGAUUUGUUUUCGCCUCCUCUCUUGGCUCAAUGUUCCUGCCUCCCACCACAGUCCUGGGUGCUGGCCUUUACUCGCUGAGCAUGUACGGUGGCUUGGUGUUGUUUGGCGGCUUCCUUCUCUACGACACGCAGCGCAUUGUCAAGAUGGCCGAGACAUACCCCUUGUAUGCUGCACAGCCCUACGACCCAGUCAAUGCCUCCAUCUCCAUUUACAUGGACACACUGAACAUUUUCAUCAGGAUUGCCAUGCUGCUGGCUGGUGGUGGUUCACGGAGAAAGUGAAACAGCAAGAUUUAAAUGAUGGCUGUAAGCACACAUGAAGUAGCAAAAUUCUGUGCACUUGAAGAAAGAAGGUAUGUUGUGUGAAAUAAAUCCCUCUGCAAUGUCUCCAAUAUAGUCUCAAGCAGCAGGUUGCAAUAAAACAACAGGUAACCAUGUUCA
Dermacentor andersoni is the source of this 1362-nucleotide messenger RNA. RefSeq names its product growth hormone-inducible transmembrane protein-like. The record is from RefSeq and is a predicted model, not a curated record. Gene Ontology annotation, cellular component: mitochondrial inner membrane. Lineage: Eukaryota; Metazoa; Arthropoda; Arachnida; Ixodida; Ixodidae.